AUGUGUCAUGGCAUCAUUUUACAUCUCUUUCGAGUGAAUAUUUAUAGAGAUCUCCACGAGCCUGCUCUCGUAAUUGGGGGAUGCUUUGUCUUGGUAGCAUUGAUCCUAUCGCUUCUCUUAAUUUUUCAGCAUCUCAGAUACUAUACUAAUCCAUCGGAACAAAAAUGGAUCGUGGGGGUCAUUUUCAUGGUUCCUGUCUAUGCAACUGAAUCAAUUUUAUCCUUGUGGAACCCAAAACUUUCCCUUGCCUGCGACAUAUUGAGGAACUGUUAUGAAGCAUUUGCACUCUAUUCUUUUGGAAGUUACUUGAUUGCUUGCCUUGGGGGUGAGCGACAGGUUGUUGAACUGCUCGAAGAUGAAUCGAGGAAACAAAUCAGCCAGUCAUUGCUAGGAGGAGAGGAGAAACCCGUGACACAAAAAAGGACGUUGUAUAACUUCAUUUUCCACCCAUAUGUCGUGGGGAAGCACUUGUUCACUAUAGAAAAAUUUGGUCUUGUACAAUAUAUGAUUUUGAAGACGGUCAGUGCAUUCCUAGCUCUUAUGUUGGAGAUUUUUGGGGUAUAUGGUGAUGGAAAGUUUAACUGGCACUAUGGAUAUCCCUAUAUCACUGUGGUACUAAACUUCAGCCAGAUGUGGGCAUUAUAUUGUCUUGUCCAAUUUUAUAAUGUGACUCACCAUAAACUCCAGUCGAUAAAACCACUAGCAAAAUUCAUUAGCUUCAAGGCCAUUGUUUUUGCAACAUGGUGGCAAGGGGUGGGUAUCGCCUUGUUGUGUUCUUUAAGGGUGCUCCCAAAGGAACGGAAGUUCCAGACUGGAUUGCAAGAUUUUCUGAUCUGCAUAGAGAUGGCUAUUGCUGCUAUUGCUCAUGUUUUUGUCUUCUCCUCGAAACCAUAUCACUAUGUGCCAACAUCUGUGUAUGAAGAUUUUACUGCCCAAAAGGCUGAAACAACUCUAAAUAUAGAAGAUGGAGAGAAAUCGGCCGUUGUUGAAAAGAUAGAAACUAAGGUUGAGGUUCCAGGGACAAGUGUCAGAGAAAGUGUUCAGGACAUUGUUGUUGAAGGAGGUCAAAAAGUUGUGAAGGAUGUAGUUUUGACCAUAAACCAAGCGAUGGGGCCGGUAGAGAAGGGUAUGACAAAGAUCCAAGAAACUUUCCACCAAACAUCAGUCGAUGAUGAGGAAGAAGAAAACGAGACAGAAAUUAUGAUUGAAGAACAAGAAGAGAAUUCAUCAGGCGAAAACAAAUAUAAACGAGAGACGGAGAUUAAGAUUGAGGAACAAGAACAUAAAUUAUCAAGAGACAACAGAUCUCAGGUGUCUGUAUCGCGAGAUAAAACAAGUUAA
Solanum verrucosum is the source of this 1341-nucleotide messenger RNA. RefSeq names its product protein LAZ1 homolog 2. The record is from RefSeq and is a predicted model, not a curated record. Lineage: Eukaryota; Viridiplantae; Streptophyta; Magnoliopsida; Solanales; Solanaceae. Gene Ontology annotation, biological process: transport. Gene Ontology annotation, molecular function: transporter activity.